AUGGCGAUUUACUUGGCAUUGGCUCCGUUGGCCAUGGUCGCGCACGGGUCGCAGGUCACGCCGGUUCAAAAGGUGGUUACUCUCAUGGAAGAAAUGGUCGAAAAGGGCAAGUCGGAGACAGAAAACGAAAAGACCCAGUUUGCCGAGUACGUCAAGUUCUGUGAAGAUACCACCUCCGCGAAGAAGACUGCCAUUGAAGAGGCUGAUGCACGGAUCGAAAGCCUCACCGCAUCUAUUGACAAGGCCUCCUCGGAUGUGGACCAGCUUACCACCGAGAUUGCCGAACUGGACAACAUCAUUGCCUCUACCAGCGCGGAGAAGGCAAAUGCCACUUCCAUUCGUCAGAAGGAGGCGGCAGAUUACUCAGCGACCCUCACGGACUAUGUCGACUCCAUAACCGCUAUGGGCAAGGCUCUCACUGCGCUGAAGGAGCAGCCUCAAACCCGUCCGCAGACCACUUCUCUGGUGCAACUGUCAGAUCUUUACCAGACAAGGAAGCUGAGCCCCUCAGAGGCCUCCAAGUACUUGGACGCUUUCUUGACGGGCCACACCGCAGGCAAGACGGAGUCUCUUCUUUCCGAAGCACAAGAAGCACAAGCCCAACCAGCAGCCGGAUACGAGUUUCAAUCCGAUGGUGUCAUUGAGAUGCUCGAGAAGCUCGAGGUCCAGUUCAAGGAGGAGAAGAACUCGCUGAAGUUGGAGGAGCAGAAGAAGAAGACCGCUUUCCAGAACCUGAUCACCGGCCUGGACUCCGAAAACACCGACGCCACGAAGAGCAAACAGACCAAGCUGAAGGAAAAGGCGAGCAUCUCAGAGCAGAAGGCCAAGGAUGAGUCUGAGCUGGCGGACACCACUUCCACCAGGAAGGAGGACGCGAAGUACAAGAAGGAUUUGGAGAUGAGCUGGGAGGCUCGUGCAGCAGAGUUCAAGAGCCGACAGAAGCUGCGCGGAGAGGAGCUGGAAGCUCUUGGUAAAGCCAUUGACAUCAUCUCGGGCGAUGCCGUCACGGGCGCUGGCAAGCAUCUGCCAGGCUUGCUGCAAAGCGGCACAGCCAUGGCGGUCGUGAGUGUCAACCGCUCUCUUCGCACACCGAGCUUCCGGAAGGUGGCCGACUUUCUGCAGGAAAAGGCUGCUGUUUUGCACAGCCAGGAGCUGGCCGCCCUGGCCAUGCGGCUUCAAGCUGACCCCAUCGACAAGGUGAAGGAGAUGAUCGAGAACAUGAUCACCCGAAUGGAGAAGGAUGCCGCUGCCGAGGCAACCAAGAAAGCUUGGUGCCAGGAGGAGCUCAGCGAAAACGAGGAAGCCCGCGGAGCGAAGAACGACGAGAUCGAAGCCUUGGAAGCCGACGAAGCCAAGCUGAAGUCCUCACUCCAGCAGCUCGCUGCGGACCUUCAGGCGCUCGAUGAGCAGGUGAAGGACAUGAACGCUGCCAUGACCGAGGCGACAAGCAUUCGCCAGAAGGAGAAGGAGGAGAACACGGUAGCCAUUAAGGACGCGAAAGCCGCCCAGGCUGCGGUAGCCGAAGCCCUCAGCGUGCUGAACGAAUUUUAUGCCAAGGCCGGGCAGGCGACGGCUCUUGUUCAAGCGCAGGCCAGGGCAGGUCCGCAGCCCUUCGAGAAGCCCUACACUGGGAUGGGUUCAGAGAGCGGCGGGGUGCUGGGGAUGAUUGAAGUGAUCCAGUCUGACUUCGCCCGCCUGGAGGCUGAAACGACUGCUGCCGAGCAGUCUGCUGCAAAGGAGUAUGAGUCCUUCAUGGACGAAUCAAAGCUUGACAUGGCAUCAAAGGAGAAGGAUAUCUCGCACAAGUCAUCGCGGAAAGAUUCCGAGACUCAGGCCCUUAGCUCCCUUCAAGCCGACCUGGCGAACGUGAAGAAAGAGCUCUCGGCUGUCAUGAAGACAUACGAAGAGCUGAAGCCACAGUGUGCCGAUGAGAGCGCUUCUUACGAAGAGCGAAAGGCGAAGCGCGAUGCCGAGAUCAAAUCUUUGGAGGAAGCCCUUAAGGCCUUGAACAUUGCCCGAUGA
Messenger RNA from Symbiodinium necroappetens, 2022 nucleotides. Lineage: Eukaryota; Dinophyceae; Suessiales; Symbiodiniaceae. The record is from the annotation of a GenBank genome assembly.